AUGCCCGGCGCCGGCGCCCCUCUCGCCGUCUUCCUCGUCACCUCCCUCAAGUCCGGCGCGCGCCUCCGGCACGGGGAGCAGCUCCACGCGCUCGCCGCCAAGUCGGGCCUCCUCGUCUCCAACCCCUUCGUCCGCAACUCCCUGCUCGCCUUCUACGCCCGCCUCACCCCCGCCUCCCACGCGCCAGCGCUCGCCCUCCACCUGUUCGACGAAAUACCGCCAACCCUCCGCGACCCGACCGCCCACAACACCAUCCUCGCGGCCCUCACUCGCGCCGGCCGGCUCGACCUCGCGCGGCGCAUGCUCGCGGAGAUGCCCCAGGCCCAGCGGGACACCGUCUCGCACACCACCGUCCUGACCGCCCUCGCGCGCGCCGGCCACUCGGAGGACGCCCUGGCCGUCUUCCGCGGCAUGCUCGCCCAGGGCGUGCCUCCCAACGAGGUCACUCUCGCCGGCGUGCUCACGGCGUUGGCCCAUGACACGGCGCCGGUGCCAGUUAGCGUGGCGCAUGGAGUCACCGUGCGGCGUGGGCUCGACGGGUUUCUCAUCGUGGCCACCAACCUGGUCCAUGCUUAUGCAUCGACCUCACAGGUCUGUUCUGCCCGAGAGAUCUUCGAGUGGAUGCCGGAGAAGAACACGGUCACCUGGAAUGCCAUGCUCAACGGCUACGUGAAGGCAGGGAUGGUUCAGAGGGCUGCCGAGGUAUUCGGGCGGAUCCCGGAAAGGGACGCGGUCUCGUGGCUGACGAUGAUCGACGGGUAUAUCCGCGCAGAUUGUAGAUCAGAAGCCCUCAGGGCAUAUGCUGGCAUGGUGGCUGAGGCGGACACGAGGGGCAACGCGGCGCUGCUUGUUGAUUUGAUAAAGGUGUGCGCUCGGCAUGCUGCUGUUUCAGAAGGGCAGCAACUCCACGCGAUCAUUCUGAAGGAUGGUUUUGAUGCCCAUCUGUUUGUGCAAGCGACCCUUAUCCAUUUCUAUGGUUCUUGUGAUCGCCUCGACCUUGCCCGGAUGCAGUUCAAAUUAUCAGACAAGUCACACAUUGCGUCGUGGAACGCUCUCAUGUCUGGUCUCCUACGAGGGAACCUGAUGCAGGAAGCAAGGCAACUGUUUGAGGAUAUGCCUGAGAGGGACACCAUCUCGUGGAGUACUUUGCUAUCUGGGUAUGCACAGAGCGGACAUUCGAACACGGCUUUGCAGCUAUUCUUCUCGAUGCUAGGUGCUGGUGUUGAACCGAACGACAUUACCUUGGCAAGUACUCUAUCCGCGGUUGCUGAUUCUGGCACAUUGAAGCAGGGCAGAAGUAUUCAUCACUACGUAGUCAGCAAAUCAAUCCAACUUACCGAUAACCUGAGUGCUGGGCUGAUUGAUAUGUACGCAAAGUGUGGCAGUGUCGCUGAUGCAGUUCAAGUGUUCAGUUAUGUCAAGCGUAAGUCAUUUUCCGUGUCUCCUUGGAACGCUAUCAUCUGCAGUUUAGCCAUCCACGGCCAUGCAAACAUGUCGCUUCAGCUCUUCUCCCAAUUACAAAGCACCAGUAUCAAGCCAAACUCAGUCACAUACAUUGGCGUCUUAAAUGCAUGCUGUCAUGCUGGGCUCGUUACCGAGGGGAAGCAGCACUUUGAGUCCAUGAGCAGGGAAUAUGGAAUCCAACCAACAAUUAAACACUACGGUUGCAUGGUUGAUCUUCUUGGUCGAGCUGGACACUUGGAAGAGGCGGAACAUCUCACCGAGACGAUGCCGAUGAAAUCAGAUGUGGUGAUAUGGGGCAGCAUCCUUGCAGCUGCGAGGACACAUGGAAACGUAGCCUUAGGUGAAAAGGCCGCGGAAGAGUUGGCCAAGCUUGAUCCAAACCAUGGAGCAUCCAAAGUGGCCUUGUCAAAUAUCUUUGCCGAUGCUCGUCGUUGGAACAACGUGUCAUUAGUGAGGAAGGAACUACAGGACGGAAAUUUGGAGAGGUUAUCUGGAAGCAGUGGAGUUGUUCAGUAAUACUGUAGGUCAUAACAUUUUUUCCUGUGACUCUUCUUGUGCGAACUGCUCUUAAAUUGAGCAAUUAUGAUAGCAAGCAGCUUCUUUUGUGUGAUUAUUCAUUUUAUUUUCAUUCUUUGCUCAUUUAAACUAAAGAAAUAAAAUGGCACCAACUGAAUAUAUGACAAAGCUGACAGUCGACCUCCAGAAAACUGUUAUUUACUUCUUGCGGCAGUUACACUAUUCCUUUACAUGUAAAACUGCAAUUGAGAAAAUCUUUGUACAAACUUCAGAACAAAAUAUUUAAUUGCACGUUACUUUCCAUUAUUCUCACAUGUGCAAAUCCUUAGAAUAACAUGUCUUGCUUCCUAUCCUUCUGGACCAAAUUUACCUAGCUGUUGUUGCUUUAAAUUCUGUACAGUGUUCAAAUCACUGUGUUCAGGAAAAGGUUAGGAUGCUACGAGAAAUUGAUCAGUCUUUCUUCGCACAAUAUAAAAAUCAACUUAUUGCUAUUACAUGUUUGCUUCAGAUAUGGACCUCGUCAUCGCUGUCUGAGCAUCACAGGAUUUAUGUUCAGAUUCUAUGAAUGUUGAUUUAAGAUUGCCAACCUCAGAUUUGAUUUGCUCUUCCCUGUAGAGUUUUUUCAUUCUCGAUUU
Messenger RNA from Lolium rigidum, 2615 nucleotides. Its product is annotated as pentatricopeptide repeat-containing protein At5g19020, mitochondrial-like. Gene Ontology annotation, biological process: RNA modification. The record is from RefSeq and is a predicted model, not a curated record. Bases 1 to 1980 code for a protein of 659 amino acids. Gene Ontology annotation, molecular function: RNA binding; protein binding. Lineage: Eukaryota; Viridiplantae; Streptophyta; Magnoliopsida; Poales; Poaceae. The transcript has a single exon.